AUGGACGCCUCAGAGCCGGAGGACAUUCCUCCUCUGGCUGAUGUGCUCGCAGACGUCUCCAUCGCCACGGACAGCACUUCCGUCGAAGCGAACCCAUCGCCGCAAUCCACUGAGCAGGCACUACCGCACGCGGAAGAUUCGGACGAUAUCAGUGGCGAUGAUGUGGAGGCACUCACUGCAGAUGCGGUUGAAAAUGAAGCUUCACAGAAGCUAGGUGUGGAGCAAAGCGGGUCAGGGAAUAUAGAUCCGGACGUCUCUGCGCCACAACACCCAUCUGAGCCACCCGAGCCCACCGCCGGCGUGGCAACGGAGGAGGAUGCGAGUGUGGGAUCUGUGCCAAAUGAUCAGGCAGCAGCUGCAGAGAAUCAAACUUCACCAAUAGCCGUCGACGCUACAGCGGCAUCCGACGCCUCGACUCUGUCAGGUCCGGCACGACUUCUGCCCCAGUCAGCCAACCAGCAAGAUCAAAUCGUGCCCGUCGCGGUACUCCGGGGUACGAGCGCCGAGCCCGAUCCCUCACCCCCUCACCCCACACCGCUUGCGGACGUGGAGGGAGAGGCGCUUGUGCCCAAGACUGGGGUGAAAGAAAGCGCGAUCCCCGUGCCCGUGGGGGCGACUUCAGGGUUAUCCGUGAGGAAUUCGAGAGCAGGAGGUGGCCUGCGUGGCACAGCGGAUAAGGCUGCGGAUACAUUCCGUGCGGACCGAAAGCCGGGCGCUGUGGCUGCACGGGCGGGAUCUUCAACGUCAACCCCUGGGACGGAGGCUGAUGUUCGUCUCACUUCCCCCGCGGUUCCGGAGAGAACGCCAAACAUGCAUCGAAGCUCCAGCGCUCGAAUGCGAGAAAAGGAGCGCGAGGAGGGGCGGAUCACCAUGACGGUGCUCACGCAGAGAGGGUUGGAGAGCGAAGGUAACCUGCUUCAACCCAUCAUUCACAUUCAAUACAGAACCAUUCCACGCAAACACAUCCGUCCCAUCACUUUUCUUUUUUUUCCCGGAAAUGCAGUCCGACCACCACGACCCACAUCCGCAGCCCCGCGAGACGACCUAUGCAGCGUCCUCGCCACCAAGCACAACCCGUUCUCGCAGUCCGACGCAGAGCUCAACAACGUGUUUCCAGCAUCGUAUUAUUCACCCACUCGCAUGAAGACGGGCGCGCCAUCCAGCCCGAUGAAACGAACGGCGUCGGGUGGAAGGGGAUCGCUCUCGUCGCCUGUCCAAUCUGAGGGAUCGAGCUCCGUGGUGAUGGGUAGGGGCGUGGGAAAGACGGAUGGAAGCACCGAUGGGAACGCAGAGAACGCCGGCCGACCCCCAAACGAGCCCCAACACCGCCCAAGCACCCUCCCCCGGCAAAUCCACAAACACAAACCAGGGCCGACUCUCCCCUCCAUCCCCGGCCGCCCCACCCUCCCCUGGUUCCAAAGACGCUACGGACGGCCCGGGAGUGCAGGAAGCGUCACGGGCGAUGCGCAUAUCGAUCCCCCAAAGACCGACCCCGCCGACGUGAAUUUCGAGCGGGAUGGGCGGGGGGAUUCGAGGACUUCCGCGGCGCGAUCGGCGAAAUCGGGGAGAGUGGCGACGACUGCGAACGCGGGCGCUGAGCAAACGAGUCCGCCGGUGGAUGCGCGGUUGUCGUCGCCGUACAGCACGCCGUUGCCGUUGGCACGGGUGCAGCCGGUGCCGUUGAAAGGAUCGGUUGUGUUGGUCGUUGAGCCGGUGCUGACGUUUGGGGGGGAGAACACCUCGCGGGCGCAGAAAGCGGGAGAGGGUCGACCUCACACCAGCUACGCCUACACCUACCGCUAUCGGUACGUCCAUUCGCCGUCAUCGACAUCGCGCUCAUCCACCGCCGCUCUCGGCGCGGUUUCAUCCCCAGCGGACGGAGGGGUGGUGAGCGUCUCGCGCCGGCACGCGUUGCUGGCCGCGCUGAGACUGAAGCGGGAUAUGCGGGUGGAGGAGACGUACCUGGGCUAUUCCGCCGUGGAUGCACAGGAGUUUGUCCGGAAAGCCAAGUGGCGACGGGCGUGGGGAGCGUGCGGUGUGAUGAACCUCGACGCCACCCACGGGAGACCUCCGUCCAAAGCGGCCGGUGAAAACCCCCACAUCCUGACGCCCGCAGAGGCCCCGCCGCCACCCAAACCACCCUUGCUGCCCAUACAACCUCCCUCCGCACACCCCCCAGCCACUCCACCGACCUCGACCUCCUCGCCUUCUCCGACGACAUAG
This is a messenger RNA of Fimicolochytrium jonesii, 2223 nucleotides long. RefSeq lists its product as uncharacterized. NCBI's taxonomy places the organism in Eukaryota, Fungi, Chytridiomycota, Chytridiomycetes, Spizellomycetales, Powellomycetaceae. The transcript is spliced from 2 exons. The record is from RefSeq and is a predicted model, not a curated record. Bases 1 to 2223 code for a protein of 740 amino acids.